GGCUCCGCCUGUGCCCGUGCCUGGUCCCGCCCCGGGCUGCCGGGGGCUGCGGUGGCCGAGCCCGCGCCCCGCUGCGGGUGCGCCCGGAUCGCUUGGGGAGUCGCGCGGCUGCGGGGCGCGCGAUGGCGGCAGCCAGGGCUGAGGCUCCAGGUAAAGGGCUGAGAGAGCGCCACAGCCUCGCUCUUAUGGUUUCCAGUCACACGACCCCAGGGACAAAACUCACAGCUCCCCGACCCAUCAACUCUCUUGUAACGGAGUUCCCAAGGAAACGGAAAGGCAGCGAUUCAGAGUCGGCCCAGGAAGCUCACAGCCAGAUGGAAAAGCGGCGGAGAGACAAGAUGAACCGCCUGAUCCAGGAGCUGUCAUCUAUGAUCCCUCCACUCAGCCCGGCUGCCCGAAAACUGGACAAGCUCAGCGUCCUGAGGAGGGCGGUGCAGUACUUGAGGUCUCUGAGAGGCAUGACAGAGUCUUUCUUAGGAGAGAAUUCUCGACCUUCAUUUAUUCAGAAUAAGGAGCUCAGUCACUUAAUCCUCAAGACAGCAGAAGGCUUCCUGUUCGUGGUUGGAUGUGAAAGAGGGCGGAUUCUCUUCGUAUCUAAGUCCAUCUCCAAAACCCUGCAGUAUGAUCAGGGCAGCCUGGUGGGGCAGAAUUUGUUUGACUUUUUACACCCAAAAGAUGUUGCCAAGGUAAAGGAACAACUUUCUUGUGAUGUUUCACCAAGAGAGAAACCCGUAGACACCAAAACCUCUCUGCAGGUUUACGGUCACGGCCACCCUGGGCGACCAAGCGUGCACUCCGGCUCCAGGCGGUCUUUCUUCUUCAGAAUGAAGAGCUGUAAAAUCCCCGUCAAAGAAGAGCUUCGAUGCUCACCCUGCUCAAAGAAGAAAGACCAUAGAAAAUUCUACACCGUCCAUUGCACUGGAUACUUAAGAAGCUGGCCUCCAAAUGCUGUUGGCAUGGAGAAGGAGAGGGGCAGUGAGAAGGACAGUGUUCCUCUCACCUGCCUUGUAGCCAUGGGACGGUUACAUCCAUACGCUGUCCCCCAGAAGAGCGGCAAGAUCAAAGUGAGGCCAGCUGAGUUUGUGACUCGCUUUGCCGUGAAUGGAAAAUUCGUCUACGUUGAUCAGAGGGCAACAGCAAUCUUAGGAUACCUGCCUCAGGAGCUCUUGGGAACUUCGUGUUAUGAAUAUGUUCAUCGCGAUGACCACAGUAAUUUGACUGACAAGCACAAAGCAGUUCUGCAGAGUAAGGAGAAAAUACUGACGGACUCGUACAAAUUCCGAGUGAAGGACGGCUCCUUCGUCACCCUGAAGAGCCAGUGGUCCAGCUUCACUAACCCUUGGACCAAAGAGCUGGAGUACAUCGUGUCGGUCAACACUCUGGUUCUGGGACGCAGUGACACGGGGACGCCAACCUUGCCUCCCUGCAGCAGCCAGUCCUCAGAAGACUCAUUCAGACAGUCCUGCGUCAGGGUGCCUGGCACAUCCACGGGGACCGUCCUCGGUGCUGGGAGUAUUGGAACAGAUAUUGCAAACGAGGUUCUGAGCUUACAGUGGCUACACUCGUCAUCCCCAGAAGAUUCGAAUCCUUCAGAGACAGAGGGAGACAGCCACAGUGUGAACUACAGGGACCCCAGUGUGCCCGUGUCCACGAAGGAACGCUUUUUACCGAGUUCUGAAACAGGGGGCCUGGAGGCUACCAGGCAACCCCAGCUCACUGAAGCUGCUCACAGUCACGGGCCACUGCUUGGUGGUUCCCCACCAGGCCCUCGGUGAUGAGAUUGGAACCCAGGGCUUCACGCUUGCUAGCUGGCACAGCACCUACCAACCCCCGAGCUGCAGCAGCCCCAGGCACGCAGAACUUUGAACAGAAGAGGCUGCUUAGCGUGACCAGCUGGAGGGUAAUGUUUGCAUCCAGCAAAAUUUUCUGGUCUUCCUGACCCUUCCCCUUGAAGCCCUAAGCCCAGAUCCUGGCUGCCCUGCAAGGUUUGCAUUCGAGCAAUUACGCUCGAAUUGUUGUAAUUAGGGUCCCUCCACUCCGCCCUCAGAAGCGGGGGCUGCUGCUGCUGCUGCUUGGUAAGGCGUGAGGGUCGCAAAGAUAUUUCUUGUAACUUCAAUCGAAGCUGAUGCUUCUCCUGGGUCUCUGUAUCAACAUCUGGAUGGACAGGCAUCCUGUGCUCUAGGCUUCCAGAAGGCAGAGCAAGGAACAGGGCAGCCUGCUUGCGAUUGCAAAGACAUUCCCAGCUGGUCGGCAGUAAAGUUGUGGAAUCAGUUGUGCCCAGGGCAGCGGGUGCUGGUGGAAGGUUCUAGUCAACACAGUGAGUGGCACCGGAUGUGCAAAGGCCCUCUCUCUCUCUCUCUCUCUCUCUCUCUCUCUCUCUCUCUCUCUCUCUCUCUCUCUCUCUCUCUCUCUCUCCUUCCCCGAGGGGACUUUUCCUGCACAGAGAACACUUACCUUUAAAGCCCCUUUGUCUCAGAUGGAGUCACAUAUUGUCUCCCAGGAGCUACUUAAGGAACAGAGGGAGUUAAAAUAUCUGAUAAUAGAGCCACUGAGCAGUCAGGCACGGUGGUGCACCUGUGAGCCCAGCACUCAGGAGGCUGAGGCAGGAGGAUUGCUAUGAGUUGUCAGGCCACCUAGGCUAUGUAGAGAGACCCUGUCUUUUUAGU
Mesocricetus auratus (golden hamster) is the source of this 2666-nucleotide messenger RNA. It is a transcript of the gene Bmal2, whose product is annotated as aryl hydrocarbon receptor nuclear translocator like 2. The record is from RefSeq and is a predicted model, not a curated record. The transcript is spliced from 15 exons. Gene Ontology annotation, molecular function: DNA-binding transcription factor activity, RNA polymerase II-specific; RNA polymerase II cis-regulatory region sequence-specific DNA binding; protein dimerization activity. The coding region runs from base 123 to 1775 and encodes 550 amino acids. Lineage: Eukaryota; Metazoa; Chordata; Mammalia; Rodentia; Cricetidae. Gene Ontology annotation, biological process: regulation of transcription by RNA polymerase II. Gene Ontology annotation, cellular component: aryl hydrocarbon receptor complex; cytoplasm; nucleus.